AUGCCUGGGAGAACCGGUUCUCAUCCUGCCAGGGUGAUGUCUAUGGCCAAAUCACCAUCCGAGGACCCCAACUCCAAGCCAAAGAGAGCUAGAUUAGAAAUCCGACCUUCGUUGAGUUUCUCGGACGAAGACAAGAUUGGAACUAUCCAACCACAUGAUGACGCUUUAGUGAUCACCCUUAGAAUAAAGGGGUAUGAUGUGAAGAGAGUAAUGGUGGACCAGGGCAGUUGUGUAGAAGUCAUGUAUCUUGACUUGUACAGAGGAUUAAACUUAAAACCUGAAGACUUGACAGCUUAUGAUUCGCCUUUGCCGCCUAUCAUGUCCAGCCCUGAGGUGGAUGAAGUUUUGUUUGUCUACAUAGCAGUGGCAUCCCAUGCGGUGAGUUUGGUGUUAAUACGGGUAGAUAGUGGUGUACAAAGGCCAAUUUAUUACGUGAGCAAAUCACUACACGAGGCCAAGCUCUCGAUCAGAUCUCUACUUCGAAGCGCUAACUACACAGGGAGAAUUACUAAAUGGGGCACGAUCCUAAGGGCUUUUGAUAUCAAAUAUAUGCCCUGCACCUCCGUUAAGGGUCAAGUCCUCGCCGACCUGGUGGCCGAGUUUGCCAAGACCCCAUCAGAAGAUGAAUUAGAAGAGCGAAACAUGGAUGAAAAAUCGGUUGGCGUAAUGUCCUUGCAAGUACCCUUACCAUGGAUGGUCUACGUUGAUGGUGCAACUAAUCACAGAGGAUAUGGGGUGGGACUCGUUCUAAUAUCUCCAAAGAAGAUCACAAUUGAAAAGUCCCUAAGAUUGGGAUUCUCGUCUACAAACAAUGAGGCCGAGUACGAAACUCUGUUAGUAGGGAUGACCAUGGUUCAGAAGAUGAGCGGAAAAACAGUGGAGAUUUUCUCUAACUCAAGGCUAGUUGUAGGCCAAGACCAAGGGGAGUUGGAGGCAAGACAUCCCAGAAUGCAGGAAUAUUUAAGCCAGGUUAGACACUUACAGUCUAGAUUUAAGUCUUUUGUUUUAUCACAAGUUCCUAGAAGUAGGAAUGCCCAUGCGGACUCUCUCGCCAAACUGGCAACAUCCUCUGCACAGGGCUUACCUAGGAUAAUCCUUGUGGAAGACUUGUGCAAACCCUCUAAGAUGGGAAGGAAUGUGGUCCACAUUCACCAAAUAAGGGUGGGACCUAGUUGGAUGGACCCUAUUGUGUUAUUUCUUAAGGAAGACGUCCUGCCUGAAAGUAAGUUUGAAGCCGACAAGAUACGGAGAAAAGCUUCUCAAUUCUGGCUGUCCAUGGACCAAAAGUUGUAUAAAAGAUCCUUCUCUGGCCCAUACCUGCUAUGCGUACACCCUAAAGCAGUUGAGCUGCUCCUGGAAGAGUUACAUGAAGGGAUUUGUGGAAGCCACACGGGGGGCAGAUCUUUAUCUCAUAGGGCCUUCACACAAGGUUAUUGGUGGCCAAACAUGCAGGAAGAAGCACAGGAAUAUGUGAAGAAGUGUGACCAAUGCCAAAGGUUUGCACCAAACAUUCACCAACUAGGAGGAGUCAUCAAUCCUCUAUCAAGCCCUUGGCCUUUUGCUCAGUGGAGUUUGGAUAUUGUAAGCCCUUUCCCUAAGGCAGUAGGGAAUAAGAGGUAUUUGUUAGUGGGUAGGAAUUAUUUCACUAAGUGGGUUGAAGUUGAACCUUUGGCAAAUAUCAGGGAUAUGGAUGUCAAAAAAUUCCUUUGGAAAAAUAUUGUCACUAGGUUUGGAAUCCCUCGUACUCUCAUCUCAGAGAAUGGACUUCAAUUCGAUAGUAAAGCCUUUAGAAGAUAUUGUUGUGAACUAGGCAUAAUGAAUAGAUAUUCUACCCCGACGUAUCCAUAG
Molecule: messenger RNA, 1848 nt
Organism: Quercus lobata
Lineage: Eukaryota; Viridiplantae; Streptophyta; Magnoliopsida; Fagales; Fagaceae
Exons: 3
Coding region: 1-1848 (615 amino acids)
Biological process (GO): DNA integration
Molecular function (GO): RNA-DNA hybrid ribonuclease activity; nucleic acid binding
Source: RefSeq, a predicted model, not a curated record